UGGGCAUUCACAAGCCAGAUGCCCUUUCGAUCUCGAACCCCUCAUCAACCCAGCCAGGCUUGCGCUCACUCAUUUUUUUUUCUUCGCCUGGCCUUUUCGACUUCAAGCGCAGCUUCUCUCCACUGUCCUUUUUCCUCUGCAUUCGCUGUAGCGCUUGAUUCAAGAUGAUCAUUUACAAGGACCUCAUCAGCGGCGAUGAGCUCGCGUCUGACACCUCCAAAAUCGUCGAUGUCGGGAACGGUUUGUGGGAAAUUGACGGCAAGAUGAUCACAAAGGGCUCGGAGAACUUUGUCCUUGAGGGCGCCAACCCGUCCGCUGAGGGUGAAGACGCCGAGGACGGGACGGAUGACACCAAGGUCACGGUCCUUGAUCUUGCCGACCAGUUUCGUCUGCAAAAGUUGGAGGGUGGAAUGAGCAAGAAAGCAUAUCAGUCCGAACUCAAGAAAUACAUGAAGGCUUUGACCGAGAAAUUGAAGGAGAAGGGCAAGAGCGAGGAAGAAAUCAAGAAAUUCCAGUCCGAAGCACCUGCUGCUGCCAAAAAGAUUCUGGGCAACUGGGACAACUACGACAUCUAUCAGGGCGAAUCCAUGGACGAGAACGGAAUGUACGUCCUUGUUGACUUCCGUGAGGACGGCAUGACGCCUUAUGCAACCGUCUGGAAAUGGGGUCUGGAGGAAUACAAGGUGUAGGCGAGACGGCCAUGUGGAUUGGUGCAGAUGGGGAUGCAUACAAUACAAAAUGAUGACGGCCUGAGAUGUGGAACGCGGGGAAUGGCCUGCAAUAGCUCAUUAUCGUCCAAGCAUGCCACGAAGAAUAGAACCCGCAAUUUGCUCGCUGGCUCAGUUCUUGUUGUCCCUGCCUCCCAAACUGGGCCAUGAGGAGUAUUGGCAAAUGGGCUGGCGUAACUGUGCCUUGCAGUCCUCCCAAGGCUUGUUACGGACACGCUCACGCCACAGGCAAAGAAUGGCCCGGUGCAAGUGCGUCUGUAAAAGCUUCCGAGCAGACAUGUGCUCUCCUCUCUCGAUGAUCCGGAACAGCGCUAGAAAGCGGCCAGGCUGUCAAGAACAUUGCGAGUAUGCCUAUCUCCAAGCGAUUAUUGGCGGCGGCAUGUGGAAAGAGAGGGAGACUCCCCCGCAGCCAAAAGUUGCAACUCGGCCUCCUUCGAUUAGGCGGGCAUUUUAGAGGGACUGGAGCAGAGCCUGGUGCUGAAGGACG
This is a messenger RNA of Cladophialophora immunda, 1215 nucleotides long. RefSeq lists its product as uncharacterized. Gene Ontology annotation, cellular component: cytoplasm. The transcript has 4 exons. NCBI's taxonomy places the organism in Eukaryota, Fungi, Ascomycota, Eurotiomycetes, Chaetothyriales, Herpotrichiellaceae. The record is from RefSeq and is a predicted model, not a curated record. The coding region runs from base 165 to 689 and encodes 174 amino acids. Gene Ontology annotation, molecular function: calcium ion binding.